ACCCCAUGAGCGCACCACGAGAUGUAAGCUCAGCAACAUGCAACAUUUAGUUAUGGUAGUUUUUAGCGCUAGCAACCCGAGAUGUAGUGAGCUCCCCAAGAUGUGUUGAGCUUAUAGCAAGUAGAUGUGUUGAGGUUAUAGCAAGUAGAUGUGUUGAGCUUAUAGCAAGUAGAAGGUGGAGUUGGAAGUUGGCACCUCCAUGGGCAGCUGCUACAGUCGUGGUCGAUAUGAAUCAUGCAGGAUCAGGGACUCAUUUAAGGCGUUCUCUAAUCCAGAUCCAUCAACGGCCAAUUAGCAUCUCAGCAGCAGAGGCAUUUUGUUUCAGGAACAAAGACUCUGUGCGGUCUCAGGAUCAUGGUGAGCAGUGCGGUCUCAGGAUGAACGGUCUCAAGAUGCAUUCGGGUGAGGUGAGCUCUAGCCCAGGCAUGGUGCUACCUCCACACUUCUCAAUCUCACUGGGUGGCUUUUUUUGGUGUGCUCCUUGUCUCACUUUCCGGUGCUCCUUGUCGCUUCGAUCGCUCAGGCGGUCAAUCCAUCUUCUUCUCGAAGAGCUUUUUCAAGCAGAAACGGAUAGCAGAAUGCUUCUCGACACGAGGACGGAGAGGAUCACUUUAAUGCGUGUGCUGUUGCAAGAGGCGGAAACGUCACAUUCUACACACGAAGAGGAUGGAGAAGAGGAUGGAGAGUGCAACUGCUGUCCUAGAGGAAGACAGUCUCUCCAGCGAUCCAAAGGGAGAAGCAGAAGAAGGAAACGCAGAAGAAGGAUCCUCCACGACCUCUGACUUGAGUAUCUUGGAACACUAGAAGCAACACUCUGACUUUAUUUUACUUGCAAUGCACGGUAGCUGUUGCUCUAAGGCAAAUGCGUUAGUGGUACAAGGACAGCCUCUCCUCGCGCGCACUGCGGAGCCAAAAAAAAGCGCCGCAAGUGCGGCACGUAUUCGCAGCAGUAUGGUGAAGUUAAUCGGAAUUGAUAUAAGUGAACAGGCCAACGCCUAAACCACUAAGCCAACUGCACUUAUCAGGAAUCACUAUCGUCAUCUCCCUUCUUCGUGCCUCAAUGCUGGCCAUCGAUCUUCUUCCUCCAUUUUUGCCUCUAUUUUCAAUUCGACUGGUAGCGAAAUAGACGCCCAUUUGACAAAGUGGGUUGGUGGAGGUGGUAACCCUCCUACUGCAUGUUGUAGUUGCAGUUCUUCCUGCUGCUCUAGGUUCAGGGCCC
Amoebophrya sp. A25 is the source of this 1219-nucleotide messenger RNA. NCBI's taxonomy places the organism in Eukaryota, Dinophyceae, Syndiniales, Amoebophryaceae. The record is from the annotation of a GenBank genome assembly.